Messenger RNA from Vitis vinifera (wine grape), 3850 nucleotides. RefSeq lists its product as uncharacterized. The transcript has 9 exons. The coding region runs from base 304 to 3603 and encodes 1099 amino acids. NCBI's taxonomy places the organism in Eukaryota, Viridiplantae, Streptophyta, Magnoliopsida, Vitales, Vitaceae. Gene Ontology annotation, cellular component: nuclear pore. The record is from RefSeq and is a predicted model, not a curated record.
CUAAAGUAACUUAAAUAUUUACUCCAUAGAAAAAACCUGGGAGUCGUCGUCAGCUAUCUCCGCUUUUUCUAAUUUUUCUAUUUUUUUUUUCAGACAUUCUCAAUUUUUUUCCGUCACUACCUCAGACUCAGAUAUUUCAGUCCCAUGGCCGAGCCUUCUAUACGAAAUAUGUGGCCGUUUCUUUUUUUCGGCAUUACUCCGAUUCUCCCGCAGUUGACUUCUCCGGAGCCUUGUGAAUGAAUAUAUAUCUUAAACACAUUGGUGCGGCAUUCCCCGUCAAAGAAUUACCAGUAUUCUGCAACCAUGGUUCUAGGGGUGAGAACAAACAACAGAAAAAGUGGCUCAGUUCAUGUAGAUUAUCUAAUCCAUAUUCAGGAGAUUAAGCCUUGGCCACCAUCUCAAUCUCUGAGGUCCCAACGUGCUGUCCUGAUCCAAUGGGAACAUGGUGAUCGGACUUCUGGGUCUACGAGCUCUGUCAUACCUGCACUGGGGUCUGGUAUUGGUGAUGGGAAAAUUGAAUUCAAUGAGUCUUUUCGGCUGUCUGUGACUUUAGUCAGGGAAUUUGCCCUCAAAAGUGGGGAUGCUGAUACCUUCCACAAAAAUUGCUUAGAUUUUAAUUUGUAUGAGCCACGGAGGGAUAAGACUGUGAGAGGUCAGCUGUUAGGAACUGCCAUUCUAGACUUGGCAGACUAUGGCAUUAUUAGGGAAAUCUCAAGCAUAAGUAUUCCCAUGAAUUGCAAGAGGAGCUUUAGGAACACUGCUCAACCAGUUUUAUUCCUUAAAAUCCAGCCAGUUGAUAAAGGUCGCACCAGUUCCUCAUCAAGGGACAACCUGUUAAAAGAAGCAUCCCUUCACAAGACUGGUGGAGAGUCUGUUUCUGCUUUGAUCAAUGAAGAAUAUGCUGAGGAAGCUGAGAUCACCUCCUCUACUGAUGAUGAUGUUUCCUCACACUCAUCUCUGGCUGUUUCCACUGCUGUCCAGUCUAAUGGGGGUUUACCACAUCAAAAUGAAAAGAAUGGGUCAGAGAGGGUGAAUAAUAACACAGGAGGCGGUAAUGAGGAACAAGCCUCAGAUUCAAAGCUGAGACUCACAAAUUCGGACACGACACCAAUAAUUGAACCACAUCCAAGUCUGGAGGGGAAUUCAUCUUGCAUGUCAUCAAUAGACUUGUCUUCUGAUCUGGGGAGCCCUGUAAAUGGUCAUCCUUCUUUACCUGACUCCCCUGAGUCUAGUACAUCAACUCCAAAAAGGAUUCUUACCCUCAGCAGUCAUUCGUCUUCCUCAUCCAUAGUUUAUGAAAGAAUGGAAGAAGAGUCUAAUACCAGCAUCCGAAGCAAUGACCAUGAAGAUUUGCCCCGGGAGGCUCAUGAAAAGGUUCCUAGUGGCAAAACUGAAACUGGUGGUAAUGCUAAACAGAGCACCGGGGAGAAAAUAUCAAAUGGUUUUCUAGCCAAAGUGGCAUCCCCUGGCAUCAACUCCCAUGCAGUUGAGAAAUUGAGUUUUGCAAAUUCUGCUAAUUCUCAAGCAAAUAGAGAGGAGUAUGAAGAGGAAGUGAGGAGGCCCAUAAAAAAUGGCCUGGAGGAAGGUGUAACUACUGACAAUGGUCCCAUGGAGGACAGAGAUGAAAAGGAACAAAAAGAAUAUAGACAGGAAAGAGAAAACUUGGAAGAGAAAGAGCAUUCUAUAGAAGAGGAACCAUCUAAUAGAGUUUCACUAGAUGCUACCAGAAAGCAAGCCUCAUCAGGAAGUGAUACACUUUCUUUCAGCUGGGGAAAUCAUGAACUGAAGAGCAAUAUCCUAAGUAGUGAUAGAUUAAAACAUGUGAAAUCUGUUCGAUCGUCAUCAGACUCAGCUAGAAGCAACAAUUUGGUGGGUGGUAACCAGUUCAUUGAAGAAGCAAAGGAAGUUGGAGUUCUGGGAGAUAGACAGAAUGGAGCAAGAGGCUUCAUAGGCAGCGGAAGAAAAGACACUAUAAUCUAUACGGAGACAAGAAACACCUUUUCUGAAAGAAAAAUACAGCAAUUGGAGGACAAAAUAAAGAUGCUUGAGGGAGAAUUGAGAGAAGCUGCUGCCAUAGAGGCAGCUCUUUACUCAGUUGUUGCUGAGCAUGGAAGUUCCAUGAAUAAGGUACAUGCCCCAGCUCGGCGCCUAUCUAGGAUGUAUCUUCAUGCUUGCAGAGAGAGUUCACAAUCAAGGAGAGCCAGUGCAGCUAGAAGUGCUGUUUCAGGAUUAGCUUUGGUUGCAAAAGCAUGUGGCAAUGAUGUUCCAAGGUUGACCUUUUGGUUGUCAAAUGCUGUUGUGUUGAGAGCAAUUAUAAGCCAAGCCAUUGGGAUCCCAAGGCAAAAACUUUCUGCUGGAUCUUCCAACGAAAGGAAUGGCAUUGGAAAAGGAAAUAACCAGAGAUUAUCUCCACUAAAAUGGAAGGAAUUCCCCCCCAGCAGUAAGGAAAACAAGAAUGCUUCAAGUCUUGGUGACUGGAAAGACCCAUAUACAUUAAUAUCUGCACUAGAAAAGCUUGAAGCUUGGAUCUUCUCCCGAAUUAUUGAGUCUGUCUGGUGGCAGACUUUGACUCCACACAUGCAAUCUGCUGCUAUGAAAGAAAUUUAUGGAGAUACAGAUUCUGAUUCAAGGAAAAGCUAUGGAAGGACUUCUGGUUCAUCUGACCAGGAGCAAGUGAAUUUUGCCUUAGACCUUUGGAAGAAAGCUUUCAAGGAUGCCUGUGAAAGACUUUGUCCUGUUCGAGCAGGAGGACAUGAGUGUGGCUGCUUGCCUGUGCUGGCUAGCUUGGUAAUGGAGCAAUGUGUGGUUAGACUAGAUGUGGCUAUGUUCAAUGCUAUUCUUCGUGAAUCUGUUGACGAGAUCCCAACAGAUCCUGUAUCUGAUCCCAUUAGUGAUUCCAAAGUUCUUCCCAUUCCUGCUGGGAAAUCCAGCUUUGGUGCUGGUGCACAGCUGAAAAAUGUGAUUGGAAACUGGUCUAGAUGGCUUACCGACCUAUUUGGUAUGGAUGAGGAUGACUUGCUUGAAGAAGGGAAUGAUGAUAUUGAGGAUGAGAGACAAGAUGUGUUAUUCAAGUCUUUCCAUCUGCUUAAUGCUUUGAGUGAUCUCAUGAUGCUUCCAAAGGACAUGCUCUUGAGUAGGUCCAUCAGAAAAGAGGUAUGCCCUACAUUUGGUGCACCAUUGAUCAGAAGGGUUCUUGACAAUUUUGUCCCUGAUGAGUUCUGUCCGGAUCCAAUUCCAGGAGUGGUGUUUGAAGCCCUGGAUUCUGAGGAUCCCUUUGAAGCUGGGGAGGACUCUAUCACAAACUUCCCAUGCAUUGCAGCUCCUAUAGUCUAUGCGCCACCUCCAGCAGCUUCCCUUGCAAGCAUUCUUGGAGAGGUCGGCAAUCAAUCUCAUCUGAGAAGAAGCAACUCCUCGGUGCUCAGAAAAUCACAUACCAGCGAUGAUGAGCUUGAAGAAUUAAAUUCACCCUUAUCUUCAAUCAUAAGUGAUGGCUUCAGGCCAUCACCUGUCCCUACAAAAUCCAACUGGAAAUCAAGGGCAAAUGGCAGUCAAAGUGACGUAAGGUAUCAGCUCCUCCGGGAAGUAUGGAUGAACAGUGAGUAGCUACAAAUACACAGAGACGAGCCAUGGGCAGAAUUAUAUCUGGAUCCUUCAGAGUAGUUGAAGCAUCUUAGUGAACAAUCAGAUUCUGGGAAUCGAACAAAACCUUUGGUAUGUAUAUUUAUUGGUAUGUAUAUGCAUGAAUAAAUGAUGCUCCUUUUUGUUCUCUUGUUUGAGUUGUAAAUUUGGAAUCCAGUUGGCUGUUGUAGUUAUAUUUUCCUUGUGAAAAUACAAUGCAAUUUUGUGCAGA